CACCACCACGCGCAGCCGGCUGCUCACUGCGCACGACCUACACUCUUUUCCGCCUCCUCUGCACUCGCGCACCCGCUGCGCCCUUCUCUGUGCCGCUCGCCGCGCCGCCGCCGCACCGCCGCACCGCCCGCGCCCAGCAUGCAGUCGCCCGACGACGACAGCAAGCGCGAGACGCCGACGCCAAACGGCACGCGCGCCCUCUCGCUGCAGUCGUCGGCCACACGGCGCCGGCUGCCGACGCUGGCCGAGGUGCUGGCGCGCCGCACGCUGCCGCCCGUCGACCUCUACUGCUACUACCUCUUCCUCCAGCGCGAGGGCAGCGAGGACAGCCUCGACUUCUGGCUCGACGUGCAGCAGCACGAGAACCUGUGCCGCGCCUACUUCAAGGACCUCAAGCGCACGGGCACGAGCGUGCGCGACGACUGGCCCGGCUACUACCGCGAGGCACGCCAGCGCGGCAGCAUCUACAACCGCUUCAACGGCAUCGAGCAGGCGCCGUACGACGACGACAAGGACGAGCCGUGGAACCAGCCCGGCUGGGAGGCCGACGGCGGCCAGGCGCACCGCGCCGGCCCGCAGGGCUACGGGCGGCCCGGCAGCAUCGUCGCCGGCGACGACAUGCCCGAGGCGCCCGAGCCCAGCACGGCGCCCAACUCGCGCGCCGAGCGCCGCAGCUUCAUGAACAAGCGCGCCAGCCAUGCGCCGACGGUCAUUGCGCGCAACUCGGCCAUCAGCCGCACAGACCUCAUCGCGUCGGCGGAGCGCAUCUACGCGCGCUACCUGCUGCCCGGCAGCGAGAAGGAAAUCUACCUCCCGGCGCAGCUGCGCAUCGCCAGCUUUCCCAUCUCGAGCAGUGCCGUGCCGCACCCGCAGGACGAGGAGCAGCAGCGUGCGCUGGCGCGUGUGCCAGACAUGUUCCACGCGCAGAAGGAGUACGUCUUCCGCACGAUGGAGGCAGACGUCUUCCCGCGCUUCCUGCGCGCCAAGGCGUUCGGCAACCUCACGCCGAUUUCGGCGCUCGUGCGGCUGAGCCUUGGCCUGCUUGCGCUGUGGGCCGCACUGGCAACGGGCUUCAGCUUCAUCUUCCUUGAUGUCAUGCGUGCGAUGCGCUGCUGGGUCAUUCUGCCGUUCACGGUCGCGGUGCUGCUCAUUAUCUCGCACCAGUACGAGCUGGACCCGCUGCUCGCGCUGGCCAUGCGCAGCGAGACGACGCCGUUCCACCUGAUCAAGGUGCGCGAGCCGUACGUGCGGCGCAUCCUGCUGCAGCGUGCCGGCGGCGUGCUGCUUCUCGUGGCGCUUCUCACGGCCGCGCUGAGCUGCCUGUUCAUCUUCGUCCCUGGUCACCGUCUCUGAUUGCAAGCCUGCGCACCACCGGCAACGCAACAGCCUCUUAUACCUGCAGCGCGCUUCUCAUAGCGCCCGCCGCCGGCGUACGCGAUGCGCGUGCCCGCCUCACUCUCACCACCGUCCUUUCCCCGUUCCUCUGCCUUCCGCUACACGAAAGAGCCUCCCUUACGCCCCGCCGAUCGCCCGUCGUGGCGACCGCUGUCCGUCUGCUUUGCCGCGCGCAUGUCGUCGUUCGACGCUACUGCUGCCCUGGUGUUCAAAUGCUAUGGUAUACCCUCGCCCUGCCUGGCGAGCCAAUGAGACUACAUGCGGC
Messenger RNA from Tilletiopsis washingtonensis, 1660 nucleotides. RefSeq names its product regulator of G protein signaling superfamily. The transcript is spliced from 4 exons. Gene Ontology annotation, cellular component: plasma membrane. Bases 139 to 1353 code for a protein of 404 amino acids. NCBI's taxonomy places the organism in Eukaryota, Fungi, Basidiomycota, Exobasidiomycetes, Entylomatales. Gene Ontology annotation, biological process: intracellular protein localization. The record is from RefSeq and is a predicted model, not a curated record.